AUGCAGCUGCGACGGCGACGGCAGGAGCGGAGCGGCCGCUGCGCAGCGCCUAGAGCGAGCCCCCCUCGGACGGGCCCGCGCGGGCACGGGACAGGCAGCCACGGGAGGAGAGAUUUGAGUUCACUGGAUCAGAGAGCUGAGGGUGUGAAAACGAGGAGAACCUGCAUAAGAGUAAUUUCUCCAGACCUUUUCCCCACCAUGUCUGAUGAAGAUAUUGGCACCACUUUAGCGUAUACCAAGAGCCCCAAGGUCUCCAGAAGAACCACUUUUCAGGAUAAUCUAUACCAGUUUGCUGAGAAUGUCAGUAUUUCUGCACUGGAUGAUCAUUAUAAACCAUCACCUCAACCAAGAAGUGUCUUAAGAAAGAGCAGCCAUGUAGAAGACAAAGAUGUUGCCAAGGCAGAAGAUAAGGCUUCUUCUAGUUACAGAUUAUCUUCAUUUUCUGCACCAUCCUCCCUGACUAGGCUGAGUGACAAAAUAACAACAUCUGAGAAAAGGGCACUUGCUGAAAGCCCUAGUCCUGAGGGUCCAUGGCUAACAAGCUCUCCACCACCGUUCCCUAUUCAUUUUCAUUCAGCUGAUGAAACAUCUGGAGACUCCAAUUUGUUAAUGUGUGGCGAAGGCUCUCCUUCAAAAGCCCAGGAUCAAACAGUAGAUGAUGACUGCAGGGAUUUGAAAUUGGAGAAUAAUGGCAGAAAAUCGCCAUCUGUGAUAGAACUAAUGAUGACUACAGUGUAUGAGAAAACUAAGAAACUACAGAAAUCAACUGAUGACCAGCUUGAAGAAAAUUUGCAAACAUUGGAAGAGAAAUUCAUUGCUGAUGGCAUAAAGGAAAUGUCACUGAAUGAUAAAUCUGAAGACAUGGCGGAAAUGAGCACUUCAGAGGACUCGGACAAGAAAGAAUUUGAAUAUAAGGAGACACUUUCACAAAAAGUGAGACCUUCUUCAUCAAGCAGGUCUCUGUCCUCUACAUACUUGAAGAAAGCUGGGAAAACCAUCCCUUCAUCUACAACUACAUCUUCUCAAUACUUGGGAACAUUAAAGGUCUUGGACAAUAAACACUUACAAAAAUACAGUGCUGAGCUUGACAAAGCAGAUAGUCUACGAGCAGCUGUUUAUCAGGAUUGGUUGGAAAAGAAAAGAGUCUUUCUACUGGAACUGCAGAGAAUUAAAAGGAACAAAGCAGAAAAUUUAAAGAAUGCAAAUGAAAAGAAAGAAGCUACUAAGAAAGAAGAAGCAAUUGCAUCUUUUGAAGCCUGGAAGGCAAUGAAAGAAAGAGAAGCAAAAAAGAAACUAGCUGAAAAAAAGAAGCUUGAGGAGUUGAAGAAACGGAGAGCAGCAGAACAGAAUGAAGAGAAAAAAGAAGAAGCUCAAAAGGCAGCAUUUGAAAAAUGGAAAGAAAAGAAAGCAGAAUAUCUAAGAGAACAAAGUAGAAAGGAAAAACGAGCUGAAAGAAUCAAGAAGAAGAAAGAAGAGGAAGCUAUUGCAGAAAAGAAACGAGACAGCAUGUCUGCUGUUGAUAAAUGGAAUGAGAAAAAGGAAGAAUUUGUAAAACAAAAGAAGACAGAAAAAAUCCAAGAGAAAAGACAGCAAGAAAUAGAACAGGUUGAAAGGGAAGAAAAAGAUAAAAGGGCUCUGGAGGAAUAUGAAAGAUGGCUGGAAAAGAAAGAGAGGAGAGACCAGAUUGAGAAAAAACAAAAGAAGCUCCAGGUUAUCCUUGAGGAUGAAACCCCUCCUCCAUGGAGCCCACCUGGCAAAGCUGUGUCCUCAAGGAACUACUGAGAUGUCCAUUGUCCUUUGUGAGGAAAAUUCAUGUCCAAAGUUCUGACAUUGUCUAAUCAUCAGUAUUUCACAACUGACUUUAAAGUGAAUUGAUACUGGCUCUUGCAUCCUUUCUUUUGUAGGGUGAUAAUUUUUAGACUCCUCAGUUGGAACAACUGGGUGUAUGUGCUAAAUAGCUCAAUUGUUCUUUUCCAUUACAUUUCACCAAAAGAUUAAUUUGUGUAAUUUUUUUGCAUUUAAUUUCUUGCUUAAACUUUGUCAGUUGGCCCCUUUUGGUGAAAAUUCAUGUUCAGGACAUGCAGGGCCAGACUCUAAAACACCCUUCUUCAUAUGAGUAGCACUUUACCCCACAAGUGGUGCCAUUGAAGUCAGUGGGCCUGCCUGUGGAUUCAGCCUGAGUAAGGAUGGCAGAAUCUGGCCCAAAAUGAGUGGUCAAGCAAAUGCUAGGUAUGUUCCCAUACGAAGUGCAGGGUGAAGUAGAAGAAAAUAUUUUAAACCAUCAUUCAAACAUAGCUUCAGAGCCAAAUUAUUUACAAACUGGUAAACAAUCCCUGAAGAUUGGCAGGGGGAAUAAAUGCACUAAGCAAAAGGGAAAAAAAAAAA
Messenger RNA from Terrapene triunguis (Three-toed box turtle), 2385 nucleotides. RefSeq names its product microtubule associated protein 9 (gene MAP9). Lineage: Eukaryota; Metazoa; Chordata; Testudines; Emydidae. Gene Ontology annotation, cellular component: astral microtubule. Gene Ontology annotation, molecular function: microtubule binding. Bases 1 to 1782 code for a protein of 593 amino acids. Gene Ontology annotation, biological process: mitotic spindle assembly; mitotic cytokinesis; regulation of mitotic cytokinesis. The record is from RefSeq and is a predicted model, not a curated record. The transcript is spliced from 13 exons.